This is a messenger RNA of Budorcas taxicolor (takin), 1185 nucleotides long. It is a transcript of the gene SYNE4, whose product is annotated as spectrin repeat containing nuclear envelope family member 4. The record is from RefSeq and is a predicted model, not a curated record. Lineage: Eukaryota; Metazoa; Chordata; Mammalia; Artiodactyla; Bovidae. Gene Ontology annotation, cellular component: nuclear envelope; meiotic nuclear membrane microtubule tethering complex; nuclear outer membrane. Bases 1 to 1185 code for a protein of 394 amino acids. Gene Ontology annotation, biological process: establishment of epithelial cell apical/basal polarity. The transcript has 8 exons.
AUGGCCCGGCCCCCACCUCUGGGCCCUAGAUCGCCCUCAGAGCCCUUCAGUCACCCCCCUGGAGCGCCUAGGGAACUAGACGCUACUGGAGACACAAUCUGCAUUGCAUCUGGAGAGGAGAGCAUCAGGUCAGAACAGGCCCAGAAGGUGGGGCAGGACUCUUUGGACCCUCCAGAGCACUUCCGGGGUGGGCCAAGGGGCCUGGAGCCUGUUGCUGGCCUCCCCAGGUUGCCAGCUCCCUCUUCCCUUGAGGAGUCAGCUGGAGCAAAAAACCUAGAGCCCCCCAUCUCUAGCCGAGAGGUAUUAGAGGCUGACCAGGACAGUCUGCAUCUUUGUCUUCUGGGGCUGGGCGUCUGGCUGCAGGACUUGGAGCGAGGCCUGGGGCCCUGCGUGUCAGCCCGGAGCAGGAUGGUCCAGCUGCAGGCGCUACAGGCAGACCUGCGCGGAGCAGCUGAGCGUUUAGAGGCACUGCUGGUGUUCGGGGAGGGGCUGGCACAGCGCAGUGAGCCUCAGACCCGGGCAGCCCUGGAGCAACUCCUGAAGGCCUUCAGAGCCCACCAAGACAGCAUCUUCCGACAGCUGUGGCGGCUGCAGGCCCAGGUGGUCAGCACCAGCCUGGUGUUGGAGGAGGCCAGCACACUGGAACAGGACUUGGAGUUCGAGGGGGACUCAGAUGGGCCGGGCCCUGGUGGGGUCUGGGGGCCCUGGGCACCCAGUAGCCUCCCCACGCCAGCAGAGUUGGAAUGGGACCCGGCGGGGGACGUUGGGGACCUUGAGCCUUUAGGGCAAAGGACAGCCCGGAUGCCAGGGGCUCCGUGUGAGCUGUGUGGCCACAGGGGCCCCCAGAGCAGAGGACAAAGCCUGGAGGACAUGCUCAUGUCGGGCCUCAGCCACCGAAAACACAUAGCAAGUCACCGAAGACAACCCCUGCUCUGGAAGUCUCGAGACAGGAUGAGGCAAGCAUCUCCCAGUCUCCAAGAUGUGAUGCUGGAGGCGCACCCUGGAGUGCCCACUCCUUCAUCCAGGCGACCUCUGACCUUCUUCCAUCUCCUCCUCCUCUUCCUUUUCCUGGUGGGUAUCACAUUGUUCCUGCCCACGUCAGGGGGCUCCUGCUGCUCUCCUGCGCAACUGAUCAGAACACCUUACCUGGAGCUCAGCUAUGUCAAUGGUCCCCCUCCAAUGUGA